UUUUGAGAUCGUAUUUAUAAAGAAAUUUGAUCUUUAAUUAGUAUAUAAAAAGAAAAUUAUUUUUAUAAUAUCGUAUGAUGAUGAUUCACAACAUUGAUUAUUUUACACAGGUACUUUUAAGGAGGGAGCUAUAAAUAAAUUAAUUUGUGAAUAUAGAACUUCCAGAACUUUCCAUAAUAUUCAAAUCCUUGAUACGAGUAAUAGUUCUUUAUAAAGUUACAAUCAAAUAUAUUAUGUGUCUUGUGAUCAAUAUUACAAGAUGGAUAAGAUCGGUAAUAAAAUUUGCCGAAUGCCAAUUUAUAACUAUAGACCGAUUAAUUUUGACAUCCGGUAUCUACAUCCAUUCAUCUCCGGAUAUCAUUUUUAUUAUAUGCAUUACAAAUUAUAGAUUAUAUUUAUACUAUACAAUUACUCUCAAUAUUGAAUAUUUUGUUAAACAAGACAGAAUUACGGAUUAAGGAAUAUCGGCAACAAUAUUUUUCCAACAUUCACG
Molecule: messenger RNA, 493 nt
Organism: Rhizophagus irregularis DAOM 181602=DAOM 197198
Lineage: Eukaryota; Fungi; Glomeromycota; Glomeromycetes; Glomerales; Glomeraceae
Source: RefSeq, a predicted model, not a curated record